AACACAAAGCGCACAAGUUAUCUUACGAUACUGGGAGGUUUCAUCGAAGCAACAACUCCCCAAAAAAUCCUACUGAAACAGGACGAAUACCCACAAAAUGUCCGAAAUUCGUGGUUUAAAUGCAGGUAUGACAAAUCGUCUGAAAUCAAUAGAAUGCAUAAAAACUGAUCACAACCACCCUUAGUCCCACGGAUUUCAGUGGAUGUGUCCUCGAAGCAUGAUAAAAUCUGGCUCUCCGCCCUGAAAACUUUUGAGAAAAGAGGGCCUGCCUUUACGCAGAGCAAGCGGACGCCGAAACCCAGGGAAACGCGAGCCGUCCUCUCUCCGGCCCUCCCGCUUCUGGGAAUGGUUCCGGCCCUGCGGAGGCCCGCCCGACUCUGGAACGGGGCGAGGAGGAGGCAACUUGCCUGACCCUGGAUCUCCUGCGCUUCUCUCCAUGUUCAUAUUUGGAGCUGCCCGGGCAGCAGCUGGUGCCCCAGGAAUUUCCCGUCAUGCCUCCUGGAGAGGCGGCCGGGCCUGUCACUGGGCUCAACUGUGGGGGCGGGCGGCGCUUUUUUUUGGGCGAAGCCGUCAUCUUCUGCGGGGCGACUUCUUCCUCCGCCGCUUCACUUUCUUCGCCCCGGCGUCGCCCUCCAUGCGCCCGGAGCUUUCCUGGCUGCUGAAGUUCGGCUGCCUCGUGGGGCUCUCGGCCGCUGCGCUGGUAGGAGGGUCAUGUAGGGAUAAAAAGAACUGUAAGGUGGUCUUUUCCGAAGAAGAACUAAGGAAGCGGCUGACACCUUUGCAGUACCAUGUUACUCAGGAGAAAGGGACUGAAAGUGCCUUUGAAGGAGAAUAUACAUAUCACAAAUCUCAUGGAAUAUACAAAUGUGUUGUUUGUGGGACUCCUUUGUUCAAAUCAGAGACAAAGUUUGACUCCAAUUCAGGGAUUCUUGAUCUCAGCACCUAGUCCUUGGCAGUUUCUCACCUACUUUUGGUUUCCAUUCAAGACCACUUGGCAUGAUUUCUUUCCUGCCGUCUGUUUGAUAGACCCAGCUUCAACAGGACUGAAUACUCCCUCACAUUUUUUUUAACUUUGGAAAUGCGCUCUUAAUCAUGUUAGGUGUCAUCUGCAGAGAAACGUCAUAGCCCAGGGAUACAUCUCAGAAGAAUUAACCUUUACUUAAGUGUGAGUCCUAUUUAAGUCAGUGGGAUUUAUGACAGCAAAUUCACAGAGAUAGUUAAAUGGUUGUUUACACUCUGUGUCAUAUGCAAAAUAUAUUAUUAGUUAUGAUUAGUUAAACAAGUCUCUAAAGAACUAGGCCCUAUACAGUUCUCUCAGUCAU
Molecule: messenger RNA, 1322 nt
Organism: Pogona vitticeps (central bearded dragon)
Lineage: Eukaryota; Metazoa; Chordata; Lepidosauria; Squamata; Agamidae
Source: RefSeq, a predicted model, not a curated record